Molecule: messenger RNA, 215 nt
Organism: Funneliformis mosseae
Lineage: Eukaryota; Fungi; Glomeromycota; Glomeromycetes; Glomerales; Glomeraceae
Source: the annotation of a GenBank genome assembly
AUAGCAAGUUUUCAGAAAUGGGGGUAAUAUCCUUUCUCAAGCUUCUUGUAUCAAUUUAUCAGCAUAAGAUUAUAAUAAAGGAUAACCUGCAAGUCCUAAAUAUUCAUAGCAAUAUUAAGCUAGGAGAUAACUUGAUAAAUGAAUUGAUGCAAACCCAAGGAAAAAAAAUCCGGUUAAUUAUUGAAGUAAACACUAAAUUAGAUGGUAAGAAUUAG